Molecule: messenger RNA, 1929 nt
Organism: Ipomoea nil (Japanese morning glory)
Lineage: Eukaryota; Viridiplantae; Streptophyta; Magnoliopsida; Solanales; Convolvulaceae
Exons: 2
Coding region: 116-1522 (468 amino acids)
Biological process (GO): cell-cell adhesion
Molecular function (GO): protein binding
Source: RefSeq, a predicted model, not a curated record
UCUUUCCUUUCUCCUUCCCCUCUCUAUCUAUCUUCUUCAAUCACUCAUAUAUCAAUCCUUUCUUCUUCAUCAAAUCAACGAUAGAGAACAGAAUCCGCAGAAGAAACAAUACGAUAUGCAAGAAUGGCUAAAGCUUGCUCUAGUGAUAGUUUCAACCGGAGUUCUCGUUUCCGUUCUGAUCAUAAUUAUAAAAAAUUCCUGCCGAAGUCGAAAAAGGAACGAUCUUUUUCAAGAAAAGGAUUUGGAGGGAGUUGUGGGCGUGCAAUCCGUGGCGGCGCAGCUCCAUCCCGUCAGCCUUCAUCAACUCGACAAAAAUGGCGUCAAGAAAACGGAUUACUUCGUUUGCCGGCGUGGGCCGCCGGCGAAACCCAUAUUCAGUUGGGCCGACCACCCCCUUCUCGUCACCGGAGCCGUCGAGAAUGGGUGGUCGGAGUUUGGGUUCGAGGUUUGUACUCCGCCGCCGACAGCCGCCCGGUUUGGCCACCGCGGUGGUCGAAUGGAGGUGGAGAUAAGCUGGGAGGUGUCUCAAGGGUCGCCGGAAUUUAUGCAGAAAAUCCAGUUCCGGCGUGAUUCCGGGAGCUCGAAGAAAACAAAGAGUUCUCCAUUAAUGGAUGACGCUUCAGCUAUGGUGAAGACUGGGUUGCCUUUACCGGGCCCACCUUUAGGGAACUCAUCUUUCCCACAAGACGCCUAUUUUGAGAUCACAAUUCUCCCAUUUGACGAUCACGAAUUGAUGGGGAAGACGAAGGAAGAUCAUCAUAAAUCAGAAGGGGAGAAAAUUAAGCUUAUCAGCAAUCAAUUUAACACCAAAACAUCAAAGUCACAAUCACUGGUUCAUGUCGCCGGCAGUCACCUUCAAGAACUCAGCGGCGAUGGAAAGGAAACGAAAAGGAGCGAUUUUGUUGCCGCCUUAUCAAUAGGGUUAACCGCCGCCGCCGCCGCCGGCGGCGGCGGCGGCGCUGUUCCAUUUAAGCUUCCGGGGACCUAUCCUGGCUCCAUUGGUUUCAAUUCUAAUGCUUCUGUUUUUCUUGAUGGGAUGGAAUUGGUGCAUGACUGUGAAACAGAAGAAUGGGGGAAGCCAGAAAAAGUGAUAGGGUGUGGGUACAAUCCAACCCAAAAGAAAGUGUUCUUCACAGUGGACUCACAACUGGUGUAUGAAAUCCACUGCAAAUCAGAAGAAUUUGGGAGCCCACUUUACCCCAUUAUAGCAGCAAAUGCUGAGACUAAUGUUCUGGUAAACAUUGGCCAAAGUGCCUUCAAAUAUGCCCCUGCAAAUCUGCAAAGAACCCCAAACCCAUGCUUCAUUUCCCCCCAUCUGCCAACCAAUUCUCCAUUGCUAGGGUAUGAAGACAGCAAAGAGCUUUUCUCCAUGGGGAGGAUAGAUUCUGAGUGGUUGAAUGCCAAAAGCAACACCACCACUGUGAAUAGCCUCAAGCAGCUUGAAUAUGACCUGGAAUCAGAAGGGGAUUUGUUUGAGAUCAUCUUGGAUGGUUCAGCAAAAUCCCCCAUCACCCUACAGUAACACUAAACUCGGGACAACCUCAGCCAAACUGGUCAGACUGUUGUCUUGGUAACCACAAGGUUACAAGUUCAACACCUCAACGGGGGUGGCCUAUUAACUUUCUUGGUUUGCAGGUUAAGGCGGGAUUUACCCGGUAAACACCCUUGGGUUAUGGCUGCAGGUUUCCCUCGUCACUCCAAAAAAAAAAAACAUUAUACUCGAGAAAGAACAUCAUGAGAUCUUGAUUAUGAAAUAUUGGUUUUGUACUUCUGUUAUAGUUUUCCUUUCUGAUUCUGCGAUGUUUUUGGUUGUAUAUGGGGGCAAGUAACGCAAUUUUGGGAGAUUAAUUAGCAUUCUACAUGAACAUAAUCUGUAGAUAAGAGCAUCAUAAUGGAGCUUUUUGACAAAAAACAUGUUCUUUGUCAGCA